CGGGAUAUAUUGCUGUUGAUUUGGGCGUAAUGAGGGAAACCCUGUCAGACACGUUUUGUUAUGAUUUCCAUGAAUGGCAGGAGAUGAAAUAGAGGGGGAAAUUGUUAAGCAAACGACUGGUGAUAAAAUACUAUGAGCUAUAAUUAGAAAGCAAAAAUAUAAAUAUAAGACCCAGAGGAGGAACAAGUGACUAUUUGAUUUUCUUCGGACUGAAGGCACACAUUUGUCUUCAAAGUUCACCUGAUAUGAGGAAACCAAGUGCUGAAUGGAGAGAAGGUUCUUUACGCACAGCACACAGACUCCUCCCACACUCGCCUGGAAGAAAACCUCUUGUUAGAGUAGGAGCUGGCCACUGACACAGACUCCAUCCGCACUGACUGAUGCUCAACAACCCCUUGUGCACAUUUAUAUCUUACAGGUUUUUUUUUCACGCGCAUGCAAAAUGAAGGCUUUUAUUUCCAUAGUGACAGUGUUGUGGCUGAUAACAAUACCCUGCAUGGAAGCUAUCCACGGAUUAUACAACUUCGGCGAGCAUGACUUAUUCUACAAAAAGAAGAACUGCAAGCCAAUUCCUCCAAACCUCCUCCUGUGCAACAACAUAGAGUACGCAGAGAUGCGCCUCCCGAACCUGCUCGGGCACGAAACCAUGAAUGAAGUUCUGCAGCAAGCUUCGUCUUGGAUCCCGCUGGUUCAGAAGCAAUGUCACCCCGACACAAGAAAGUUCCUGUGCUCCCUUUUCGCUCCCGUCUGUCUGGACGAGUUGGACGAUCCCAUUCAGCCGUGCAGGUCUCUGUGCGAGAGCGUCAGGAAUGGCUGCGCGCCCGUGAUGUCCGCGUUUGGCUUCCCCUGGCCAAAGAUGUUGGACUGCGACCGUUUCCCACUCGACAAUGACCUGUGCAUACGGCCUGCAAGCAUCGACAGCUUCGUGCCAGUCACCAAAGAAGUGCCCAGAGUGUGUGAUGCUUGCAAAGAAACAGAUGAAAACGACAACGAAAUAGUUGACAACCUGUGUAAAAAUGACUUUGCUCUGAAGAUCAAAGUUAAGGAGAUCUCCUACAUCAACGGGGACACCAAGAUCGUGCCGGACAACAAGAGCAAGACCAUUUACAAGCUGAACGGCAUAACAGAGCGUGAGCUGAGGAAGGCCGACCUGUGGCUGAAGGACGGCCUGCAGUGCAUCUGUGAGGAGAUGAACGACAUCCACGCUGCCUACCUGGUCAUGGGCCAGAAGAUGGACGGCCAUCUGGUCAUCACCUCGCUGAAGCGCUGGCAGAAGGGACAGCGAGAGUUCAAGAGGAUUUCCCGCAGCAUUCGCAAGCUGCAGUGCUAGGAAGGGAAACAAAACAAAAACUGCAUGUGUCACUGUUGAAGAAAAAGUUUAGUUGAGCUCUUUCCAAUGAUCCCUUUUCAGUUGUCACACAGGUUUGCCAUUAGACUCCUCUCUAGAUUCCAGCUAAGAUGUUUCUCCUUGGCCUCAGACAACCCACAACUUCCUGUGUUUUACAUUGGUUUGUAGUCAUACAUGCCCAAUACGUUAAAAGACCAAAAGAAACUCUACACUUAUAAUUCUCAUAGAUUUUAAUGUUGUGAAGGGUGACACAUAUGCCCCAAUGCACUCAGAUUCGUCACACUAUUCAUAAUAAAACUCAUCUUUCAGUGGCUAAAUCACACAGGUUGGCCCUGUCUUCUAACCGGGGCACAGGUGUAGAUCUAGAACAGACAGUGGUAUGUAAGUUUGGGGGGGGGGCAAGUCCUUCAAAUUGUAGUAAUGUGAGAUUUAGUGCAGUUCAAUAACUCCAAUUCAUUUAGCACUUAGUGAGUAGUGGGUGCCCCCUAAUGGCCAGUAUUAAAGCGAUGUGUAUUUUGUUGUCAGCUCAUUAAUUGCACUCAGCUGGUGUCCAAGGUGUAAAGCAAUCACUCAUUACAUGGUUAGAGUGAAAACUAGCAGAGCUUUCAAUCCCGGCUUAAAACUGAUGAUGUGGCUCACUGUUAAAUCUUGCGAUGGGGGUGAGUUUAAGACCUUUUUCUUUACUCUUCUGGCAUUCCCCGGAUUCCGCAUUUUAACCCACAAAUUAAACUGAAAACAUGUCAUGGGGCAUUCCUCAAAUAAGCUUAGGUCAUCAGCAGCUGCUUGUUUAGGAUUAUUCCAAACUCCUAGAAGGGACAAAUUACAUCACAAGGGUCCAAGGCAAAAUUAGGCAUUUGCACAUUUGCUCUCAUAGUUCUACAGCAACAGUUACUGAUUCAUAUUGUGUGUUGCAUGUUGAGUGAAGUUGCAUGAGUGGGAUGUUCAAAGACAGUUAGUGUUUUUGUAUUCCUACUGCUUUCUCAAGCAAAAACGAGAAAUAGCUGGCUAUAUUCUCUUCCUGUUCAACAUUUUAAUUCUCUUAAGUAAUCUUUUUGUACUUGAGCCACUGCAUACUUUUUUACCACAGUAUGAAAACGAUUUUCUUACUCCGGACUUUCAUAUUUCAUUAAACUUUUAAGUUGGGCUUUGGUUUGCAUCUUCAUCCUGUUUGAGUGACACAAGUUGGUUUUUAGGU
Messenger RNA from Etheostoma cragini (Arkansas darter), 2543 nucleotides. It is a transcript of the gene sfrp2, whose product is annotated as secreted frizzled-related protein 2. Gene Ontology annotation, molecular function: Wnt-protein binding. The record is from RefSeq and is a predicted model, not a curated record. Bases 443 to 1330 code for a protein of 295 amino acids. Gene Ontology annotation, biological process: canonical Wnt signaling pathway; non-canonical Wnt signaling pathway; negative regulation of canonical Wnt signaling pathway. Lineage: Eukaryota; Metazoa; Chordata; Actinopteri; Perciformes; Percidae. The transcript is spliced from 3 exons.